AUGGCACCCACGAAGCAGGAGCUGUCCCUGCUCAUCAAUCCGCUGGUGCCGGAGAGCGUCCAGCACAAUACCCGGGUCCUCUCGACCCUGCACUCCCUAACCUCCUUCCUCCUGGGCCUGUCAGCUGGGAUCCUCGCCCUGCAAUCCAGCUCAGGCUUCCUCUUCUACGGUCUCGGCACGGUCCUCGUCUCGGGAUUCUUCCAUCUCCUUCUGAUCCACCGCUCUGGCGGCGCGGGUGCGGGUGCGUUCUUCCCCGGCAGCAAUAACGGCGAGAUUGACGGCGUGGUCGAGAUGGACCCGAAGAGCCAGCGUGUGCGCAUGCAGUUGGCGUCGAAGCCUGGUCAGCUUAUAAGGAGGAGUGGUGCUUGGAGGGAUGUUUGGUUUGGGGGUGGUGUUUUCUCUGAGGCCCUUAGUGGGUUUGUCCUCGGGUGGGCGGGUGUUGGUGGUGUUUUGAGGUGA
Penicillium lagena is the source of this 459-nucleotide messenger RNA. Its product is annotated as EMC6 family protein. Gene Ontology annotation, cellular component: endoplasmic reticulum; membrane; EMC complex. Bases 1 to 459 code for a protein of 152 amino acids. Gene Ontology annotation, biological process: autophagosome assembly; protein folding in endoplasmic reticulum. The record is from RefSeq and is a predicted model, not a curated record. The transcript is spliced from 2 exons. Lineage: Eukaryota; Fungi; Ascomycota; Eurotiomycetes; Eurotiales; Aspergillaceae.